Hymenoscyphus albidus is the source of this 2352-nucleotide messenger RNA. NCBI's taxonomy places the organism in Eukaryota, Fungi, Ascomycota, Leotiomycetes, Helotiales, Helotiaceae. The record is from the annotation of a GenBank genome assembly.
AUGGCCUCAAAGGAAAAUUCCAACCUGCAUAGAGAGGUUUCGCCAGUUAGACCACUACAACUUCGCAAACAGCCAAGUCAACGAGAUGACCCAUGUGAGCGGCAUAUAGCAUACCAGGCUCGAACAGGCGCACGUUUUUCUCAACCACACCAAAAAGACCGCGAGGAUCUCGAAAACAUGGCUGAAUAUACUCCUGCUCUUGCAAAUAACGCGUAUUCUGCACUCGGCGAUUGUGUACAGACAUACUUCAGUGGUAUUGUCGCCAAAGAUUCUCCCAAGCCCGAAGGCAGCGCAUCCACUUAUUCAGUUUCGAGCGACAAGGCAAGAGACCGCUCCGAUUCCUCUUCAGCCAUCAUGGGAGACUUUGUACCUGUUGAGUCCCAAGCUUGGACUUUAUCUUUGAGACCAAAGAAGGUCAUCGCACCACCUGAACCGUAAGUUGGCGACGCGUUUUCGACUUUCAAACAAACAUUCCUGUCAAGAUACUGACCAUGAAACCGAUCCAGAUCCAACCAAGUCGCAGUCCAUAUCAACCCAUACGAGUUCGAUCCUGCUUCUCCUCUUAUUCGUGAAUCUCGUCAAACUCGAAUUACCGACUUCAUCCAGAGACCUGGAAGCUCACCAGCCUCGUACUCCACUCCACGAAUGGGCCAUUUCAAGAACUCUCACUCCCAGGAAGAGAAGAAGACAACGAGACCUCGACCAAGCCCACUCAACGCAGAAGAUAUCACAGGUUAUGAACUUCAACGAUGUCCUUCCACCCCCGAACUAUCUUCCAUGGACUGGGCGGUAGAACAGCCAUCACCAGCACUGCAGCGUAAGGCAGCAGAGUAUAGAGCCUUGGUAACACCAAUUGAAAGUUCUCCCGUCCGCAGUACCUACGGAGAGUAUGGAACUGUCUGGCCACCUGCACUUGAACAACUUCACAGAGGUGAACCUGUAGCUGGGCCAUCAGCAGCUCGCAGCAGUAACCGCAAAGUUGAAGGCAAACGUAGGACUGCGUCACCACAGCGCAAUGAUCGUUCACAUGGAGAGUGCAAAUCCACGUCGCCAGUCCGCCGCAAUACAAAUGAAGACACCGUUCAUCGUGAUCGCCAACAAUCCAAUGGACGCGCAUCGCCACGACACUUUCAUCAAAACCAUUACAAUAGCCAGAGCACGCCUACAAGAGGUCGUAGAGAUAUACUUUAUGAAUCUCAAGCAACCACCUUACAAGGCUAUACGCGCGCGUACUUACCAACUGGCACAAAAGCUCACUCUCAGGUCCAACAAGUAUCGCCCAUAUCAUCUCCGUAUGACCGUCACCAAACCAGCUCACCCAACAAAUCUCCUGAGACUGUAUAUGAGAGAGACGAGGCAAAUGGUAGAUAUGCCAGAAAAGAGACCGAUUCCCUUAUCAGAAGCCCAAGUCCUGAUCGUAGUCCAAAAAAGAGAUCUCGCUCCCCAAUGAAGAAGUUGUUUGGCGAGAAGGGCUUUUUUGGAGUCACACCGGAAGAAGCGACCAACGUCAAGCAAAGUCCCAAGAAACUCUCGAGUAAUCGAAGCGUCAGCAGGUCCUCAGAUAGUCGAAAGAAACCUGGCAUGAUGGACAAACUCAAGAGCAAGCUUGGAGAAAUCGUGAGUUGUGCUGAUUCCUUCCAAGAGAUACCAUGCUGAUUUGUUUAGGCUGAGAAAGCAGACAUGACUCCCAAGAGGGUUCCCCGAAAUAUCCACGACAAGAACUAUCAUCCUUCCAUUUCUCUUCCACCCGCUGAGCAAGCAAGAAUCCUGAUGGAGCUUGAACUCAUGAUUGUCCAUACGGCCAACAAGUUCCUCAUGAUCCAAUUUGGUCAAGGUCGAUUGACGGUGGAUUCCAUCAAGAAAACAGUCGAUGGAUGGGAGGCUAAAGGUCGGCCAAAAGUCAUCGAGUUCAUGUACGACCAAGCCACACAACGAAGCCUCGUCACUGCCAAUCUACAAGAAAUCCGAUUUUAUGGCGAACGUGCUUGUAACCAACUCAGCAUCAGCGCCAUGCUAUACGCAUGGAAGGGUGUCGCGACUAAGAUGGCCAUUCGUACAUUUUGCGAUGCAGAUACUGUACUGAAGAAGCUCAUUUUUGAUAUUGAGCAGAUUCUUGAGCUUCUUGGAGCGGUGGAUUCUAUCAUGAUUCGAAUUCAACAGCUGAGAGAGAAGAUCAACCUUUUGAUUCGUGUUGCGAGAGAGUCGACCAAUAGUGGCGCGACUAGCCAAGGUUUUACAAGCAGUGAAGGCCGUAGUCACCCCUCUUAUGACAGUCGUCGAUCUGGAGAGAAGUCUUUGGAUGAUCCUUAUGGAGGUUUGAAGUUGGUUCCGGAUCACUACAGAGAGGAUUAA